Messenger RNA from Micropterus dolomieu (smallmouth bass), 3714 nucleotides. Its product is annotated as myosin heavy chain, fast skeletal muscle-like. The record is from RefSeq and is a predicted model, not a curated record. The coding region runs from base 1 to 3714 and encodes 1237 amino acids. The transcript has 28 exons. Lineage: Eukaryota; Metazoa; Chordata; Actinopteri; Centrarchiformes; Centrarchidae. Gene Ontology annotation, cellular component: myosin complex. Gene Ontology annotation, molecular function: cytoskeletal motor activity; ATP binding; protein binding.
AUGAGUACGGACGCAGAGAUGGCCGUUUAUGGCAAAGCUGCCAUUUACCUCCGUAAGCCAGAGAAGGAGAGAAUCGAGGCUCAGAGCAAACCUUUUGAUGCCAAGUCUGCCUGCUACGUGGCCGAUGCCAAGGAGCUGUACUUGAAGGGAACAAUCAUCAAGAAAGAUGGUAACAAAGUCACCGUCAAAGUCCUGGACACUCAGGAGGUUAGUAUCAUGAAAGGCAAGAAGCGUAUGGAGGCUCCACCCCACAUCUUCUCAGUCUCUGACAACGCUUUUCAGUUCAUGCUUACUGAUAGAGAGAACCAGUCUGUCUUGAUCACUGGAGAAUCUGGAGCUGGAAAGACUGUGAACACCAAGCGUGUCAUCCAGUACUUUGCAACAAUCUCAGUUGGUGGAGACAAGAAGAAGGACACAUCAAAGGGGUCACUGGAGGAUCAGAUUAUUGCUGCCAAUCCCCUGCUGGAGGCCUAUGGUAACGCCAAAACUGUGAGGAAUGACAACUCUUCUCGUUUUGGUAAAUUCAUCAGAAUCCAUUUCGGCACAACUGGCAAACUGGCUAGUGCUGAUAUUGAGACAUAUCUGCUGGAGAAGUCUAGAGUGACAUUCCAGCUUCCUGAUGAAAGAGGCUACCACAUCUUCUACCAGAUGAUGACCAACCACAAACCCGAGCUGAUUGAAAUGUCACUCAUCACAACCAACCCCUACGACUUCCCCAUGUGCAGCCAGGGUCAGAUCACUGUGGCCAGCAUUGAUGACAAAGUUGAGCUGGAAGCCACUGAUAACGCUAUUGAUAUCCUGGGCUUCACUAAUGAAGAGAAGAUGAGCAUCUACAAGAUGACUGGUGCUGUGCUUCACCAUGGCAACAUGAAGUUCAAGCAGAAGCAGCGUGAGGAGCAGGCUGAGCCUGAUGGCACAGAGGAUGCUGACAAGGUUGCUUACUUGCUGGGUCUGAACUCUGCUGACAUGCUGAAGGCUCUGUGCUAUCCCAGAGUGAAGGUCGGAAAUGAGUUUGUCACCAAAGGACAGACUGUACCUCAGGUGAUGAACGCAGUGCCUGCGCUGGCCAAGUCUAUCUAUGAGAGGAUGUUCUUGUGGAUGGUCAUCCGCAUCAACCAGAUGUUGGACACUAAACAGUCAAGGCAGUACUUCAUUGGUGUCCUGGAUAUUGCUGGCUUUGAAAUCUUUGAUUACAACAGCAUGGAGCAGCUGUGCAUCAACUUCACCAAUGAGAAACUGCAACAGUUCUUCAACCACCACAUGUUUGUCCUGGAGCAAGAGGAGUACAAGAAGGAGGGUAUUAUCUGGGAGUUCAUUGACUUCGGCAUGGACUUGGCUGCCUGCAUUGAGCUGAUUGAAAAGCCCAUGGGCAUCUUCUCCAUCCUUGAAGAGGAGUGCAUGUUCCCCAAGGCCACAGACACUUCCUUCAAGAAUAAGCUUUAUGACCAGCAUCUUGGCAAAAACAAAGCAUUUGAGAAACCAAAGCCCGCCAAAGGCAAGGCUGAGGCCCACUUCUCCCUGGUGCACUAUGCUGGUACCGUGGACUACAAUAUCAAUGGCUGGCUGGACAAGAACAAGGAUCCACUGAAUGAUUCUGUUGUGCAGCUGUACCAGAAGUCCUCAGUUAAACUGCUGCCUGUUCUGUAUCCUCCUGUUGUUGAAGAGACCGGUGGCGCCAAGAAGGGAGGCAAGAAGAAGGGUGGUUCUAUGCAGACUGUGUCUUCACAGUUCAGGGAGAACUUGGGCAAGCUGAUGACUAACUUGAGGAGCACCCAUCCUCACUUUGUGCGCUGCCUGAUUCCCAAUGAGUCAAAGACUCCAGGUCUGAUGGAGAACUUCCUGGUCAUCCACCAGCUCAGGUGUAACGGUGUGCUGGAGGGUAUCAGAAUCUGCAGAAAAGGUUUCCCCAGCAGAAUCCUCUAUGGUGACUUCAAGCAGAGGUACAAGGUGCUUAAUGCCAGUGUCAUUCCUGAGGGCCAGUUCAUUGAUAACAAGAAGGCUUCAGAGAAGCUGCUUGGCUCAAUUGAUGUCAAUCAUGAUGAGUACAGAUUCGGACACACCAAGGUGUUCUUCAAGGCCGGUCUGCUGGGUACCCUUGAGGAGAUGAGAGAUGAAAAGCUGGCAUCUCUGGUCACCAUGACUCAGGCUCUCUGCCGUGGUUAUGUCAUGAGAAAGGAGUUUGUGAAGAUGAUGGAGAGGAGGGAAGCCAUCUAUACCAUCCAGUACAACGUCCGCUCAUUCAUGAAUGUGAAACACUGGCCAUGGAUGAAGGUGUACUACAAGAUCAAGCCUCUGCUGAAGAGUGCUGAAACUGAGAAGGAGCUGGCCCAGAUGAAGGAGAACUACGGAAAGAUGCAAUCAGACUUGGCUACUGCCCUGGCCAAGAAGAAGGAACUGGAGGAGAAGAUGGUGUCCAUUAUACAGGAGAAGAAUGAUCUGCAGCUGCAAGUAGCAUCUGAAUCAGAGAAUCUGUCAGAUGCUGAGGAGAGAUGUGAAGGACUCAUCAAGAGUAAGAUUCAGCUGGAGGGAACUCUGGAACAUGAAGAGUCUAAGAUCCUGCGUGUCCAGCUGGAGCUCAACCAGAUUAAGGGUGAGGUGGACAGGAAGCUGGCAGAGAAAGAUGAGGAGAUGGAGCAGAUCAAGAGGAACAGCCAGAGGGUGAUUGACUCCAUGCAGAGCACUCUGGAUUCUGAGGUCAGGAGCAGGAACGAUGCCCUGAGAAUCAAGAAGAAGAUGGAGGGAGACCUGAAUGAGAUGGAGAUUCAGUUGAGCCAUGCCAAUCGCCAGGCUUCUGAGUCCCAGAAGCAGCUGAGGAAUGUGCAGGCACAGCUGAAGGAUGCUCAACUGCACCUUGAUGAUGCUGUCAGAGCCCAGGAUGACCUCAAGGAACAAGCUGCUAUGGUGGACCGCAGGAACGGUCUCAUGGUGGCUGAAAUUGAGGAACUUAGAGCUGCUCUGGAACAGACAGAGAGAAGCCGCAAAAUCGCUGAGCAGGAGCUGGUGGACGCCAGUGAGCGUGUUGGACUUCUGCACUCUCAGAACACAAGCCUUCUGAACACCAAGAAGAAGCUUGAGGCUGACCUGGUCCAGAUCCAGAGUGAAGUGGAUGACACUGUUCAGGAAGCAAGGAAUGCAGAGGAGAAAGCCAAGAAGGCCAUCACUGAUGCUGCUAUGAUGGCUGAGGAGCUGAAGAAGGAGCAGGAUACUAGCUCUCACCUGGAGAGGAUGAAGAAGAACCUGGAGGUCGCUGUUAAGGACCUGCAGCACCGCCUGGAUGAGGCUGAGAACCUGGCCAUGAAGGGUGGCAAGAAGCAGCUCCAGAAACUUGAGUCUAGGGUGCGUGAGCUGGAGACAGAGGUUGAGGCUGAGCAGAGACGUGGAGCGGAUGCUGUUAAGGGUGUCCGCAAAUAUGAGAGGAGAGUAAAGGAGCUCACCUAUCAGACUGAAGAGGACAAGAAAAAUGUUACCAGGCUGCAGGAUCUGGUUGACAAGUUGCAGCUCAAGGUGAAGGCCUACAAGAGGCAGGCUGAGGAAGCGGAGGAGCAGGCAAAUGUUCAUCUGUCCAAGUGCAGGAAGAUCCAGCAUGAGCUGGAGGAGGCUGAGGAGCGCGCUGACAUUGCAGAGUCCCAGGUCAACAAACUGAGAGCAAAGAGCCGUGACUCUGGAAAGGUAAAUAUACAGCUGGAAAAGACGCAGCUGAGUAAAGCACACUAG